Messenger RNA from Diospyros lotus (date-plum), 1630 nucleotides. RefSeq names its product alpha-galactosidase 1-like. Gene Ontology annotation, biological process: carbohydrate metabolic process. The record is from RefSeq and is a predicted model, not a curated record. The transcript is spliced from 15 exons. Gene Ontology annotation, molecular function: hydrolase activity, hydrolyzing O-glycosyl compounds. The coding region runs from base 191 to 1444 and encodes 417 amino acids. NCBI's taxonomy places the organism in Eukaryota, Viridiplantae, Streptophyta, Magnoliopsida, Ericales, Ebenaceae.
AGUGGAGAGCACCGAGUCAAUGAGUGAGUGAGGCUCUUUGACUCAAAACACUCAGCGAAGCAAGCACCAAGCGGUGGCCCAUAUAUAUUCAUAUAUAUAUAUAUAUAUAUAUGCACCCUACUUUACUACUACUAGUAGCAGCAGAUAGAUAGAUAUUAUUGUUAGUGGAUCUAUCCAUCAAGAAAGAACAAUGAUGGCACCCAGAGGAAGAGGGCAGCAACUAGAAGCAGCAGCAGCAGCACUAGUACCGUUCUUACUGUUGCUAGUACUAAUGGCGGCCACUAGGGUUGAGUGUGUUUCGUCUCGGUUUAUCCCCCGAAAUAACCACCUUCCCAGAAGAGAUCUGCUCGCUAAUGGCCUUGGCAUGACUCCUCCAAUGGGAUGGAAUAGUUGGAAUCACUUCUAUUGCAACAUUAAUGAAAAGGUCAUCAAAGAAACUGCUGAUGCUUUGGUUUCAACCGGUCUUGCUAAAAUUGGUUACAAAUAUGUCAAUAUAGAUGAUUGCUGGGCAGAAAUUGCACGUAAUGACAAGGGUGAACUAGUUCCCAAAAAAUCAACAUUUCCUUCUGGCAUUAAAGCUCUUGCAGACUAUGUUCACAGUAAAGGUCUUAAGCUGGGAAUCUACUCGGAUGCUGGUUAUUUUACAUGUAGCAGAACAAUGCCUGGCUCACUUGGUCAUGAAGAGCAGGAUGCCAAAACAUUCGCUAAAUGGGGUAUUGAUUAUCUGAAGUAUGAUAACUGUAACAAUGAUGGCACAAAGCCAACUGUUCGGUAUCCUGUAAUGACUCGAGCUCUAAUGAAGGCAGGCCGUCCUAUCUUCUUCUCACUAUGUGAAUGGGGAGACAUGCACCCGGCUUUAUGGGGUGCCAAGGUUGGAAAUAGUUGGAGAACUACUGGCGAUAUUGCUGAUACAUGGGAAAGUAUGGUCUCUAGAGCUGACAUGAAUGAGGUUUAUGCUGAGUAUGCAAGGCCUGGCGGAUGGAAUGAUCCUGACAUGCUUGAGGUGGGAAAUGGAGGGAUGACCCACGAAGAAUAUAAGGUCCAUUUUAGUAUAUGGGCCAUUUCCAAGGCUCCUCUACUCAUAGGCUGCGACGUGAGGAAUGCAUCAAAAGCGACCUUGGAAAUCAUUGGGAAUAAGGAGGUGAUUGCUGUUAACCAAGAUCCACUUGGUGUUCAAGCUAAAAAGGUCAGAUGGGAAGGUGAUCUUGAGGUUUGGGCAGGUCCCCUUUCACGCUAUAGGGUAGCUGUAGUCCUGGUCAAUCGCGGUUCUUGGCGCAUUGCCAUCACAGCCCGCUGGGAUGAUGUUGGAAUUCCUCGAAACAGCCUAGUCGAAGCAAGAGACCUUUGGAAGCACAAGACUCUAACAACACGAUUCGUCGGCAACCUGACAGCCACUGUGGAACCUCAUUCAUGCAGGAUGUAUGUCUUGAAGCCUAUUUCUUGAGCAAUUCUAAUUCGAUCAGCAUACAGUUUGCAGUAGAUAUUGUGAAUUUUGAUGUCAAGUUGUGUAGUUCACGUCCACGUUUGUUGAGAAGGGUAGUUAUGUGUGCAAAAUAACGUCUGUUUAUGACUUGAAACUGAAGAAAAAUAAACAUUUGUUAAUAAGAUGGGACCCCAGGCUCUCUCUACC